Meloidogyne enterolobii is the source of this 2742-nucleotide messenger RNA. The record is from the annotation of a GenBank genome assembly. NCBI's taxonomy places the organism in Eukaryota, Metazoa, Nematoda, Chromadorea, Rhabditida, Meloidogynidae.
AUGUUCGCAAACAUCGCGGCUUUCUUCAUUGUUGUUCUACAAUUACAUGGGCAGUUAAACAUCACAGGAGCAAACAAUGUCGGCCUGGGGAAUCACAUCCUGCAAGAAGGAAAGGUGACGCUUGCGGCAGGCUCGAGGGUUAUUACCAAUAAUGAGGACAUUGAACGGUACAAGGCGAGUUCUGCCGAUGCUUGCGAUGUUAAUUUUGACGUUAACGGGAAUAUACUGCCUUUUGCCUACAGUCUGACAAAUGAGGAAGUCAAGGAAUUCCACAAUGGCCCGCGUUUCGCUAAUGUUUCAUGCGAUAGUUGUAUGGAGGGGUGUGUCGAAAAGACAGGUCUAGAAGUUAGAUGGGCACGUGAUAAAGUUGGAAGCAAGGAAUAUGCUGUGAUUUAUGUAAAUCCAAUUGCCACAAAAAUGGUUUAUUAUGCUGGCAUUAAAAGGGACAUGAGAGAACAAUUUGUGGAAUUGAAACAAAGUUUAGUAAUAAACCAAAAAGGCCCUAAAUUUCACAUCAAAUUUUCAAACAACGGGACAGAGUACAUAUAUACUCGACCAUCUAACUGCAUCGAAAAUCCCAAAGAAAACAUUCUCUCACCUUCAACAUGGGAAAUUGUUGGUACGAGUCCAGAGCCUACAAUGAAUCGUUUGUUGGUUUUUCAUCUUCUUCCACAAAGGGCAACACGAAAAAGGCGCAUGAUGCAAAAUCCUUUUAAUGGGUUUAUUGCAUAUGUUGUGAUAAUAGAACGCCCAACAGGACCAAAAUGUGAUGAUUUAAUAAUGAUAUUUUCUAAGAGUAACUACAGAUUGCUGACCACUUCCGUAUCUUAUAAUUUCACUUCGACAACAAAAGAUCCAACAGAUAAGAAUACCUCUAUAACAACAACUUCAAGGGCAAGUGACAACAAUGGGCAAGAAUCAACUAAGAUCUCGACAAUUAAGCCCUCCUUCAAAGUUGGUCUUGGGGAUCACAUUCUUCAAGAAGGAAAGGUGACGCUUGCUAACGGAUCUAUGAUUGUCAAAAAAGAAGACGUUGAGCAGUACAUGACGAGUUCUGCUAAUGCUUGCAAUGUUGAUUUUGAUGACGAGGGGAAUAUCGUUCUCCAUUACACAAAUCUAGAGGCGACAAAGGAUAAAGGGUGUACAAUGGAUCUUCUAACCAAUAAGGGGCACGAGAUUGUUUUCUGGACUGGUGUGCAUAAUCUAGGAGGGCUUGAUGCUUGUCUGAACGGGAGUGACAUAAAUUCAAACGUACUGCCUUUUGCCUACAGUCUGACAAAUGAGGAAGCCAAGAAAUUCCACAAUGGCCCGAUUUUCGCUGAUGGUCUCUGCCGAUGUGCUGAGGGAUGUGUCGAAAAGACAGGGCUAGAAGUUAGAUGGGCAUAUGAUAAAAUUGUAGGCAAAGAAAAUGUUGUGCUUUAUGCAAAUCCAAUUGGCACGAAAUUGGUUUACUAUAUUCGUAGAGAAUGGAACUUGAACAGCACAUUUGUGUAUUUUAAUCAAACACACAUCAAACAAACAGUUCCUCAAUUUCACAUCGAAUCUUUAAAGGAAUACAAUGACAGAAAUCCUCAACCAUCUAACUGCAUCAAAAAUCUCAAAGAAAACAUUCUCUCGCCUUCAACCUGGGAAAUUGUUGGUACGAGUCCAGAGCCUAAAAUGAAUCGUUUGUUGGUUUUUCAUCUUCUUCCACAAAAGGCAUCGCGGAAGUGGAUGUUGAUGAAAAAUAAUCAUACUGGAUUACAGGAAUAUGUUGUGAGAAAAGAACACCCAGAAGGUCCAAAAUGUGAUGAUUUGAGGAUUAUAUUUUCUAGAGAUAACUACAAAUUGUUGACUACUCCAACACCUGGCACUUCAACACUGAAAGCAACUCAAGGGGAAAGAAAGACUACAAUUAAUAAAGAAAAUAUAUCCACAUCAACUUCUAGUAUUAAUGAUAGAACAGACUCAUCGUCCAAGAAGGCACCAGAAAUAACUGAAACUUUGACAGCUGUAUUCUCUUUAACAACUACAAUUACAAAAGCUACAACAACAAUAACUACUAUCACCCAAGGCUCUUCAGGCUUUCCGUUUUUUGUGAUUAUUGUUGUUAUCCUGGCUGUUAUUGGGAUUGGAAUUGCUGUCUACUUCUUUGCCUUUAAUAAGGGCUCUGACACGGAGGAGAAAGAUGUUGAGGCAAGUGAUGUGACUAAAAGAGAAGUUAAAGGAGAGGAUCAAAAGGAGGAAGAUAUCAUAGGAGAAAAGAAUGAUAAUGACAAAGAAGAAGUUCAAAAGAAGGAAGAUGAAAAAGUAAAAGAGAACAAGGAUGAUGUCAAAGGAGAUGAUCAAAAAAAGGAACAUGUCACAGAAGAAGGAAAAAAUGAAGAUGUCAAAAAAGAUGAACAAAAGAAGGAACAUGUCGAAAGAGAAAAUCAAAAGAAGGAAGAUGCUGAAGUAGAAGCAAAGAAAAAAGAUGUCAAAGGAGAAGAACAAAUGAAGGAAAAUGUCAAGGAAGAAAGUCAAAAGAAGGAAUUUAGUGAAGUAGAAGAAAAGAAGGAAGAUCUCAAGGAAAAUAAUCAAAGGAAGGAUGAAGACGGCGAUAAUAAAGCAAAAGAGAAGAUAGAGGCGACUGAAAAGUCAGUGGAGGAUUCUGCAACAACAACUGAAGGAGAAACCAAAGAAGAACAGUCAAAAACUGAAGAUACUGAAGAUAUAAAUGAAGAAGAAGAGAAGGAAGAUGAAACUCAAGAAGAUGAGUCUUAG